Messenger RNA from Seminavis robusta, 1080 nucleotides. Lineage: Eukaryota; Bacillariophyta; Bacillariophyceae; Naviculales; Naviculaceae. The record is from the annotation of a GenBank genome assembly.
AUGGAAAAAGGCACCGCCAAGAAUCCCGAAGCGUUGCUUCAUCAGAUUCUCAACAACGAAACCUCUUCGUUAGCACAAGUCGGGCAGAAACCUUCCAGCUACUAUUUGACCCAUCGAGAAGAGGCAAUCUAUUGCGAAAAAGCUGAUGCUUGCUUUGUGAACAACCGUGCCGAACUGACCAGAGUCAUUGCCACGGCUGUUGGUGGCCAGAAGAACAUUGCGGAAGCUGUCGAGAUGGCGCAGCUUCAGGGCGAAGAACCUUUCUUUGAUGGCGGAAUCGUCACGUUUGCAGCUGAUGGAUCUAUCACCCACGAGAAGGACGUUGGCCAGUCUAAUGGCCAUACAGAAUCUGUAGACAAUGAUGAGCAACACGACAGCGUGGAAGAAGAAAAGGGCAAGGACCAGGACCAGGGCAGGAAGGCCAGGAUGCCCCCGAGGAAACUGGAGCGAGGAUUUGAACGUUUCAAGCUGGAAACGUUCAAAAAAUUUGGUGUGCUGAAUGCUGCUAACUCCCAGUUCACAUUCUCUUUUGGACCGCAAGAGCUGCCCAGAGUGCUAUCAGGCGAAGACACAGUCAACGAUCUUAUUGAGGAAAAUCUUUUUGAUCCAAAGGAUGAAGUUGAGCCAAGGUUGAAUCUCAAUGUCCAAGUGGCACGAGUUGUCUACCCAGAAGGUUCGGUUGGACGUCCGUGUUCCAAAUUUAUCAUUCACUGCUGGUGGGAGGAUGAUGAGUCCGGGGAUGCGCCAGAGGUUCAUCAAGGAGUGUACCUGUUGGAGUCUCGGGCAGAAUUUGCAAGAAUGUUCGAACUCUUCUUUGACAGCGCUAUGAAGAAGCUGAGCUUGGACCCAUCCCUCCAUCAUAUUGUUUUCUUUGCUGGAUCAAAUGAACAUCCCGUGGUUUUGCAUCGCACUGAUUCAUUCAAAGGUCUUCUUGAAGACAAGGUUGAGAUGCGAUGUAAUGAGGGUGGCUCUGAGGACGACUCUGAGGACGACUCUGAGGACGACGAGCAAGUGUGUUGCCAUUUUACCGCUCUUCUACGACAAAAUAGAGUAACGUGGAAGGACGGUGAUGACUCGUGA